Messenger RNA from Dermatophagoides farinae (American house dust mite), 5939 nucleotides. NCBI's taxonomy places the organism in Eukaryota, Metazoa, Arthropoda, Arachnida, Sarcoptiformes, Pyroglyphidae. The record is from RefSeq and is a predicted model, not a curated record.
AUUGGAUUUUUCAAAUUCAACCAAAACAACAACAAAAUCAGCUGCCGAAUUAGUGAAUAAUAAUGGACCUGUGGUUACCGAGAUAUUUGAUACAAAAAAUCAAAAAUCUGAUCAUCAACAAAAACAAUGUGCAACAAUAACAACAACAACAAUUAUGAAGAAUAAAAUUAACAACACUUCUACUAGUCAAUUAUUAAUGAAUGAUGAUGAUGACAAUGAAAAGAAUCAUCAUCAUCAUUUGAAAUGUUUAAAUGAUAAUGAAAACGAUAAUGAUGCCGUUAUUGCUGUUGUUGAUAGUAGUGAUAUAAACGUUAAACAUCAUCAGGACGACGACACGAUUUCAAUAUUGGCUACAAUAAACAACAAAAACACCUUGACAACAACAACAACAACAACAACAACGCCGACGACGACAAUGAUGUUGAUAAGAAAAAAUCAUCAUCAACAACAACAACAACAACAACGAUUUAUGAAUAAAAAUUAUACAAUCAUGAUUGAUGAUCUAUUUAUUCGUAAAUUAUUACAUCAAAUUUGUCCACAAACAUUUGAUGAAAAUUGGCUUGAACGAUUCAAACAGCAAUAUUUACAAUCAUUUCAUGAAAAACAAUGCACAUUACGUGUACGAGAAAUUCUUGAUCAAACAUUAUUAUCAAAUUCAAUGACGUCUGUAGAUGAAAUAUUCGUCUAUUGGCCGAUUCAUCAUCAAUCUAUUAAUACUGAUGAUGAUGAUGAUGAUAAUGAUAACGAUCAUGAAAUUUAUAUUGAUUCAUCACCUACAUGGCUACAACAUCGAGAUGCAAUGACAUAUUUAUAUAAUUUCUGUGAACUAUUAAUGUCAAUCGAAGCUAGAUUCGUACAUGCUGAACAAAAAGAUCUGUGCCAACAAUUGGCAAGAGAGAUACGUACACAUCUCUUUUGGAUUACUAAUGAUGAGCGAUUUAAAGUUUGUGGUAGCAAUGAUAAUGACGAAUCAUCACCAUCCCCAUUCUCAUCGCUGUCUCCACAAUCAUCAUCAAUUGAUUUGAUCGACAAUAACAUUGUCAACCAUCAUAAGCCACAAAAACAAGAAAAACUGUCUUCCCAUGUCAUAAUUAGCCAUAAUUAUAAUAGUAGUAAUAAUUGUCAACAACAGCACCAAUUAUUCCAUUCAAUCUUGCAACAUUUGUUGAGAAUUUUAUAUGAGAUCCUAAUGAAAUUAAAUCAAUCCGACCACCACCACGAUGAUGGCAUUAAUAAUAUAGUUGUGGGUAAUCGUUUGAAAUUUUUUCAAAUAUUUUCCAAACUUUUCGAAAGAUUCGAAUCAUUAUCGUCUGAUCAUACAUCAUUGUAUAAUCAAUGGAUGAGACAAUUGAAUUCAUUAUUGAUGAUACUAAUAAAAUAUGGGACCAAUUAUCAACAUCAGAAUAAUGAUGAUAAUUCUGGCAACAAUGCUCUCAAGGACCUUGAUAAUUGUAAGCGUCAAUCUACCCAAUCUGAACAUCCUACUCCUCUUGAUCAUAAUCGAUUCAAUGAAACCAUAACAUCAACAUUGCCAUCUAAUAAUAAUUACAAUAAAGCAAUUAUAUUGAAUGUUGACUCCAAAGACAAUGUUGAUCAUGAUGAUGAUAUUAAUGGCGAUGAGAAUAAUGAUGAUGAAUGUUCGGCAAUAACAUCGACUGUAUCUAUCAUUCCGCCUUCGAAUGAUACGAUUACUUCCAACAAUAAUCAAUUAACUGCUUCAAUAAAAUAUUUUGAAAAUCAAUCACAUCAAUCUGUGACGGAUGGUUUUCAAUCAUUUCAAUCGCCAAUCCCAACUUUGACUAAACUAAACGAAUUCGAAUCAAACGAUACAACAACUUCAUCGGCAACAAUGGUCGAACCUUCUUUGUUUCAGCAGCAACAAUUGCGAAAAUUUACCAUUUAUCAAAAUCAAUCACCAUCCGAUUGUUCAAUAAAGAUGGCCAUUAUUAAUAAUGGUAGUGGAACACAGACAAAUACUAAUAGCAGUACUCAAGUUGAACGUAAUACAAGUUCAAGUGCUGCAUCAGUUUCAAGUGGGCCUUCGAGCGGUGUAGGAUCUCUUUCUGACUCAUAUUCCCGCAGUGUAGGGAUAAACGGAAAUUCUGGACUAGGCUUAGUUGAACAGAAUUCCAACAUGCUUUUUAAUAGCAACACAAGUCCAGCAUCACCAGAAUCAUCAUUAUCGCCUAAUAAAUUUCUCCCAGUUGGGUCAGUCUCAUCAUCAUCGGCUUCAAUGGCACCGUCACCAGCCCAUUUCGCGACAGUAUCAAUCGGUAAUAGUGGAUCUACUACCGAUGAAAAUGCUUUAUCAAUGUUACUGCAAAUGAAUCAAUGUCAAUUGAUAGAUGAUCUUGUUGAUGGACUUCCUAAACUUAUAACACCACCGCCAUCAGCUCCACAACAUCAGUCUCAAUUUACUAACAAUAACAAUAAAAUUUUGACUCAAUCAAAAGAGUCACCGACAUCGAAUGUUUCCAAUCAAUUUGGAUUUGAUUUUAAUUCCUUGAACAGUACAAAUCGUACAGCAAUCAAUCGAAAUCCUCAACGUCAACCACAACAACCAAUUGUUGAUGAAUCAUCCAAUUUUGGCUUCAAUAAUACCAAUAGUUCAACUAUUCAGAAUGGCUCAUCAUCAAAUGGUGGCAGCAAUAAUUUUUUCAAUGAAUUCAAUAUAACUUCAUUGUUUUCAUCAUUUGAUGAUAAUGUUUCUUCAGUCGAAUCUGCUACAGUAAUAACCGAUCAUUUUACUAGUCAACCACAACCACAAAUACAAUCCACUAAUCAACAACCAACAUCGAUUUUAAAACAAUAUCCAGACAAUGAUCCGAGUGUCCAGCUGCAGAAUCAAUGCUUCACAAUGACCAUGUUGGAAGGAAACGAAUUGCAACAACAUCAGCAACCUCAACAACAACAACAACUUCGUAAUCAAACGUCGAUGGCAAAAUUUCCUAUCCCCCAGUCAGCAGCAAAUAAACAAAUGUCCAUGAUGUCAAAAUAUAUGUCACCGGCAUCGACAUUGCCACAACAGCAUCAAACAUUGACAAAUCCAUCAAAUAUAAUUGCUGGUCAACAACAUCAAACAUCAUCAGUUGGCCAUUCUCCAAGUAUUCAUCCAUCAUUGGAUCAAUCUCAACAACAAGAGGAACAAUUCUGUGAACGACAAACAUUAUAUCGUUUAAUUAUUAGCCAAUUAUUAUUUGAUGGUCAUCGAAAUAUUGCUUGUCAUAUCUCCAAUGCUGAACACAUUAAAUGCGAUAGCUUUUUAAUUGGUCCUAGCCAAGAGCUUCAUAAAUUGGUCACUUUUGCUAAAGCUAAAAAGAAGGAGGACAUUCUCAUUGAUAAACCGAUCCAAAUGACUAUGACAAAUAAUGUAAACAAUGCAAGCUUUCCUGCAACAGGCCGUUCAACGACCAAUUCCGCUACUGGUCCAUUCUACGAUAUGGUUGAUUCUAAUGGUUCUCCUACACUAAAUUCACCACAAUCGCUGUUAGCUGGAAGAACAUCCGUAUCGCAACAAGCCUCUCAUCCUCUUCGUAUGGAUGAUUGCAAUCAAUUUGUUAAAAACAUUUUCGGUGAUCCAUCAUCAACUUCAUCGAACACCCUGGCCGGAUUUGGUUCAUCAAAUCCAAUGUUUCCUGCAAGGAAUGGUGGCUUAGCUACUUCACCUUCGAUUGUUACACCUCAUACACCACAAUCUCAAUGUGCUAGUGCAUUGAUUUUGGAUUCAUAUGCUGACCUUAGUAGUUCGGCAACAGAUUUAUAUAGUCCAUCAAGUGGUCCAAUAGAUUACUUUUCAGCUAAUCGAAGCCCAGACGUAUCAGGAAUGAAUGCAACAACAUCUUUGUUUGGAAAAUCGACAGAUUUACAGCAAAGACAAAUGGUCAUGAGCGGAAAUCGAGGGACUGGUUCUGCAUCGGCUGUCGCUACUGGUUCUAAUGAUUUGAUUUUGACUGAUGCAUGCUUGAAAAAUUUGAAUCAAUUAGCCAAACUUAAUUCUGGUCCCCAUGGUGCUGCUGCCAUCAAUCAUCAAUCAUUGAUGUUUGGCCGUUCAGCAUCAGCUAUGGCCACAAUGUCUACGCUUGGCAAUGGAAACGGAUCGGCUUCAGCUUCCAACAACAAUAAUGUUUUAUCACGAUCUCCUUUGACCAUCAAAUCGCCUACAGGACAUCCUUCUGCUUCUCAUACAACUGGUCAAGGGAAAAGCCAUCAGAUCAUGCAGAUUGUCCAUAAAUUUGGUAGUCUUGGUCAGUUGAAAUCACAAUUUUCAUCGCCACAUGGAUUCUGUUUGGGAAUAAGCGAUGAGAUUAUUAUCGCAGAUACGAACAAUCAUCGUAUAUGUGUUUAUGAUAAAAAUGGCGUUUGCAAACAAAUGUUCGGAAAUCCUGGAAAAGAUGAAGGUCAACUUUGGUAUCCCAGAAAGAUUGCGAUGAUUCCUCCAAGCUUUGUCCGUUCGAAUACUAACAGUCCCUAUUAUGUAAUAUGUGAUCGUGGAAUGGAACGUUCUCGGAUGCAAAUAUUCACACGAACUGGAAGUUUUGUUCGAAAAAUACCGAUUCGUUAUAUCGAUAUUGUAGCCGGUAUCGCUAUCAAUAAUCGAGGCCAUAUAGUUGUCGUAGAUUCUGUAUCGCCAACCAUAUAUGUCAUUACGAUCGAUAAUGGCACAUUAAUCGAAUGGCGUGAUUGUGGCAAUUAUAUGUGCGAACCUUCCGAUGUAGCCAUCUAUGAAGAUGAUUAUUACAUUUGCGAUUUCAAAGGUCAUUGUGUCGUUGUCAUCAACUCGAAUGGUGAUUUCAUUAGAAAAAUUGGAAUGGAAGGUUUGACUUCGUUUCCUAAUGGUAUUGAUAUAUCACCGGCUGGUGAUAUAUUUGUUGGCGAUUCACAUGGUAAUAAAUUCCAUGUCGUAGUAUUUAAUCGUGAUGGCCGCCUAUUGGCCGAAUAUGAAUGUCCAUAUUGUAAAGUAUCACGAUGUUGUGGUUUAAAAUUGACCAAAGACAAUAAUAUCGUAACAUUAGCUAAGAAUAAUCAUCAUGUGUUGGUCUUGAAUCCCAAUUUUCAACAACAAUCUCAAUCGACUCAACUACAACAACAACAACAACCGUCAUUGUGAGAUAUCAAUAAUGCCAAGACAAAUUAUUAUUUUUUUCUAGAAUUGUUGAAACGCAUACAGAAUAUUUGGUUCGUCUUGUUCGAUAAAUUUACAUCGCAUCUCAACAAAUGAUAUCAAUAAUUGGCAAAAAACAUUCAUCAUCAUUGUGAUCAUCGGCAAUUUGCUGCAAUUUUUUUUCGCAUUUAUAGAAAUUAUAUAGUAACCAUACCAUCUACUUAAACUAUCGUCGUUAUCAAUUGUUGUUUUAUUAUUAUCAUAAUUUUUUUUGUUUGUUUGAAUUUCUUAUUAUUGUAAAUGAAGAAAUAUUCAUUGACAAUGUAAGACACUUUUCGCACAUUUCAAACACAAUUUAUUGAAUUUUACAUACUUUCUUUUUCUCCUAUCUAAAUAUGAUCUGUUUUUUCUUUCAAGUUGUAUUUCCGUUCAGAAAAAAAUGCUUUCCUUUUUUUUCAUUUCCUUUUCAAUUUUGUCUUCAAUUUAUGAACCGAUCCACAAAUGGAUCGAUGCAUUCCCAAACUCAUUAUUAUCAUUGUUAUUGUUUUUUUUUAUACAUUUAAUUCUUUUAAUAACUUUUUUUUCUUUCAAUCUUAAAAUUUAUUCUUCUUCUUUAUCAAUGCUGUUUAUUAUCAACGAAACAUCUUGUCAUUAUAAAUUUGUUUAUCUCACACAAAAACAUCAAAAUGGCCAUAGUGUGCACUAAAUUUGUCAAAUUUUUUUUUCGAGCCAUUUUGGCAUAUUUGCAUAUUUUAUCCACAAAAGUAUUCUUCUUGAUUUCAAUUGAAUCGUUUUCUAUUGAAAAAAAAUGGAUUUUCACCCAUUCUCUUUCUCUUUA